GCGGGCGGCGGGGCCCCCCGGUUCUGGGGGAGCGCUUCUCUACCGGGGGCGGGCGCGGCGCUGGGUUGAGCCGCUCCCCCCGCCGCAGCCCUGCGCGGGCAGAGCCCCCCGGGCCGGGCCGGCCCGCGCCUUUGUGCGCUCUUUCCGCGGCCGCUGAUUGUUGAGGUUUGAAAUGGAGAAACGAGGCGGGGGGGAUGGGGGGAGUGUUUGAUUUAUGGUGCCGGAGCGGCUCCGAAAGCCGCCGUGAGACGGAGCCCUCCCGCCCUUCCCCCGGAUCGCGGUGCUGUUGGAGGGAUCUUUGAAGAGGUGAAGGUCUGGAAACAAAAAGUCGCGCAUGGGACAGGAUUACGCAGCCGAUUCUGGCCCAACCCGGAAGUUUAUGUCGGGAACACGUGUUGGUGGGAAGGUGGCGGGGCAGGAGCCGCCGACCCCCGUCUCUCCCGUCGCCUCCCCCGGGGGCUUCCCCGCCCUGCCGAGCCCUCUGGGGCCCCGCUGCUCCCGGGGAGUUGAACCGCGGCGACAGACACGGCCUCAAAGUCCAGGGACUCUUAACGAGCGCACCUCAAACAGAGGUUGCUAGGAGAUGGUGGAGCCAGGACAAGAUCUGUUGCUUGCUGCUUUGAGUGAGAGUGGAAUCAGUCCAAAUGAUCUCUUUGAUAUUGACUCUCCAGAUGUGGUUCUUGCAAAUCCAGCACCAACUCCAGCUGUUCAGCAGUCAGUACCACUCAGUGCAUUAGAGCUGGGCCUGGAGACCGAGGCUGCAGCUGCUGUGAAACAAGAACCAGAGACUGUCUCCACUCCAGCCUUAUUAAAUGUUCGGCAACCACCAUCCACCACAACCUUUGUGCUGAAUCAAAUAAAUCAGCUUCCAACUCUGGGGACGACAAUAGUGGUGACAAAAACGACGCCUGUCACGACCUCGAGGCAGACGAUCACUGUAGCAAAGAUCAUCCAGACCAGCACAACCACUCGGCCCUCGGUGGCAGCACCAGCAGCUCGCAAUGCCUUGACCACUGCACCUUCCAAGGACCAGAUUCAGCUGAAAGAUCUGCUCAAGAACAAUAGUCUUAAUGAACUCAUGAAACUGAAGCCACCUCCUAAUAUUGCCCAACCAGUAGCAACAGCAGCAACUGACCUAAGUAAUGGUGCAGUGAAGAAGGAGGCUUCCACAAAAGAGGUAGCAAGAAUAUGGAUAAAUGACAUUAAAAUGAGAAGUUUUUCACCGACUGUGAAAGUGCCAGCAGUAAAAGAAGAGGAGGAACCCGAGGAAGAAGAUGAAGAAGAAAUGGGCCAUGCAGAGACCUACGCUGAAUAUAUGCCAAUAAAAUUAAAAAUUGGUCUGCGUCAUCCUGACCCAGUAGUGGAAACCAGCUCCUUAUCCAGUGUGACUCCUCCUGAUGUGUGGUACCAGACAUCAAUAUCAGAGGAAACAAUUGACAGUGGCUGGUUGUCAGCUUUGCAGCUCGAAGCAAUCACUUAUGCAGCCCAGCAACAUGAAACAUUCCUGCCCAAUGGAGACAGAGCUGGAUUCUUGAUAGGUGAUGGUGCUGGUGUAGGAAAAGGAAGGACCAUAGCUGGAAUAAUCUAUGAAAAUUACUUGUUAGGCAGAAAAAGAGCAGUCUGGUUUAGCGUGUCAAAUGAUCUGAAAUACGAUGCUGAAAGAGAUUUGAGAGAUAUUGGAGCAAAAAACAUAUUGGUGCAUUCAUUAAACAAGUUCAAGUAUGGGAAGAUUUCAUCGAAACAUAAUGGAAGUGUGAAGAAAGGUGUCAUCUUUGCUACCUAUUCUUCUCUUAUUGGGGAAAGUCAGUCUGGUGGUAAAUACAAAACCAGAUUAAAGCAGCUUCUUCACUGGUGUGGUGAAGACUUUGAUGGAGUUAUCGUAUUUGAUGAGUGUCAUAAAGCAAAGAAUCUGUGUCCUGUUGGUUCAUCAAAACCAACAAAAACAGGUCUGGCUGUAUUAGAACUUCAAAAUAAACUUCCAAAAGCCAGGGUUGUUUAUGCCAGUGCCACAGGUGCAUCUGAGCCAAGAAACAUGGCAUAUAUGAACCGUCUUGGAAUAUGGGGUGAAGGAACUCCAUUUAGGGAAUUCAGUGAUUUUAUUCAGGCUGUUGAAAGAAGAGGUGUUGGUGCCAUGGAAAUAGUUGCUAUGGAUAUGAAGCUGAGAGGAAUGUACAUAGCCAGACAGUUGAGUUUUUCAGGUGUAACUUUCAAAAUCGAUGAAGUUCUGCUCUCACAGGAAUAUGUUAAAAUGUACAAUAAAUCUGUGAAACUGUGGGUCAGUGCUCGAGAGAGGUUUCAGCAAGCAGCCGAUCUGAUCGAUGCAGAGCAGCGCAUGAAGAAGUCCAUGUGGGGUCAGUUCUGGUCAGCUCACCAGAGGUUUUUCAAGUACCUUUGUAUAGCCUCAAAGGUGAAGAGGGUGGUGCAAUUGGCUCGGGAAGAAAUCAAGAAUGGCAAAUGCGUUGUCAUUGGCCUGCAGUCGACAGGAGAAGCAAGAACAUUGGAAGCUUUGGAGGAAGGUGGUGGGGAACUGAAUGACUUUGUUUCUACAGCAAAAGGAGUAUUCCAGUCUCUUAUUGAGAAGCACUUUCCAGCUCCUGACAGGAAGAAGCUGUUUAGCUUGUUGGGAAUUGACCUGACUGCUCAAAGUAAUAACAACUCACCCCGAGACAGCCCUUGCAAGGAGAACAAAGUAAAGAAACGAAAAGGUGAAGAAAUAAGCAGAGAAGCCAAAAAAGCCCGCAAAACAGGUGGCCUUGCAGGGAGCAGCUCUGAUGAGAGUGAAAGUGAGUCUGAUGCUUCAGACAAUGAAGAAAGUGACAACGAGAGCUCCAAAUUUUUGAGUUCUGGAGACGAUGAUGACUUCAACCCAUUCAGAGACGAAUCCAGUGAAGAUGAUGAAGAUGAUCCCUGGUUGAUUAGAAAAGAGCAUAAAAAAAAUAAAGAAAAGAAAAAGAAGAAAAGCAUAGACCCAGAUUCUAUUCAAAGUGCCUUACUAGCCUCUGGUCUGGGAUCCAAACGACCCAGCUGCUUCACUUCCACUGUUGGAACCACCACUUCUAGUACCAACACGUCUGCAAACAGUAACACAAACAGCAGCUUCGUAACAAGUCAGGAUGCUGUUGAAAGGGCCCAACAAAUGAAAAAAGAACUGCUGGAUAAACUGGAAAAGCUGGCUGAAGAUCUUCCACCUAAUACACUGGAUGAGCUUAUAGAUGAGCUGGGUGGUCCUGAAAAUGUUGCAGAGAUGACAGGCCGCAAAGGCAGAGUGGUGAGCAAUGAUGAUGGCAGCAUCUCCUACGAGUCAAGGUCUGAACUCGAUGUACCCGUUGAAAUCCUGAACAUCACAGAAAAGCAGAGGUUCAUGGAUGGAGAUAAGAACAUUGCCAUCAUCUCGGAGGCUGCCAGCUCUGGCAUCUCACUGCAAGCAGACCGCAGGGCCAAGAACCAGAGGCGGAGGGUUCACAUGACCCUGGAGCUGCCGUGGAGCGCGGACAGAGCAAUCCAGCAGUUUGGAAGAACUCAUAGAUCCAACCAGGUGACUGCUCCAGAGUAUGUGUUCCUCAUUUCUGAACUGGCAGGAGAGCAAAGAUUUGCAUCUAUAGUUGCAAAAAGACUGGAGAGUUUGGGAGCCCUCACCCACGGGGACAGACGGGCCACAGAAACUCGAGACCUCAGCAGAUUCAAUUUUGACAACAAGUAUGGCAGAAAUGCCCUGGAGAUUGUGAUGAAAUCCAUUGUGAACUUGGACUCCCCAAUGGUCUCACCUCCUCCUGAUUUUCCUGGGGACUUUUUCAAAGAUGUUCGUCAGGGAUUGAUUGGUGUAGGCUUGAUAAAUGUAGAAGACAGAUCUGGAAUCCUGACGCUUGAUAAAGAUUACAACAAUAUAGGGAAAUUUCUGAAUCGAAUUCUUGGUAUGGAAGUCCAUCAGCAGAAUGCUUUGUUCCAGUACUUCUCUGACACAUUGAAUGCGGUCAUUCAAAAUGCUAAAAAGAAUGGAAGAUAUGACAUGGGCAUCUUGGAUUUGGGCUCUGGGGAUGAGAAAGUGAGGAAGGCAGAUGUUAAGAAGUUUUUAACUCCUGGAUAUUCUACCUCUGGACAUGUUGAGCUGUACACAAUCAGUGUGGAGAGAGGAAUGUCUUGGGAUGAAGCAACAAAGAUCUGGGCAGAACAGACAGGUCCAGAUGAUGGAUUUUAUUUAUCACUACAGAUAAGAAAUAACAAGAAAACAGCAAUUCUAGUAAAAGAAGUGAAUCCUAAAAAGAAGCUUUUUUUGAUAUACAGACCAAAUACUGGGAAACAACUCAAACUAGAAACAUGUGCAGACCUGAAAAAGAAAUAUAAGAAGGUACCUUCUGAGGAUGCUCUGCCGCACUGGCUGGAGCAGUACAACUCCUCUGCAGACACCUGCACCCACGCCUACUGGAGAGGCAAUUGCAAGAAGGCAGGCCUGGGGCUGGUCUGUGAGGUGGGGCUGCGCUGCAGAACCUACUACGUGCUGUGUGGCUCCGUGCUGAGCGUGUGGACAAAGGUGGAAGGAGUCCUGGCCUCCGUCAGUGGCACAAACGUCAAAAUGCAAAUCGUUCGCCUGAGGACAGAGGAUGGGCAGAGGAUUGUAGGUUUGAUCAUUCCUGCAAAUUGUGUGUCGCCCCUCGUGAACCUCCUGUCGACGUCCGACCAGUCGCAGCAGCUCGCAGUGCAGCAGCAGCAGAUCUGGCAGCAGCACCACCCCCAGAGCAUCACCAACCUCAACAACGCAUAAGAGGACAAGCUACAGGUGUUGACUUUGGUGUUUGAGGAAAAGGCUGUAAAAGCAUAUCACUUGCAUAAAAAUCAGGGACAGAUUCCAAAGAAAUAUAACUUUUUCAGUUCAGUUGUGUCUCAAAUACUUUGGGAAUAAAGAGAUCUAAAAAGGUUGGUAGAACUGAAAGCCAGCAGCUGUUUAUGGUGGUGCAUCUGUCUUUCCUUAUGCUCUCUGUAGUGCUUCCUGUUUGCUUUUACUUUUGGCCUUUUAAGCUACAAACCACAAUUUGUUUGAAAAUGCUUGAAAAUCCCCAAGCAGGCUUUAUUUUUAUCUUGUCAUACAGUGCUCAGGGUUUAACGCAGUGCAUCGAUGCCAUUGCUGUGGGAGAUCUCGAAUGCAUGUAUUGAGUAUAUAUAUAGAAAAUAUAUAUUGGGUUUUUCUCUUCAAUUUGAGUUUAUAAAAGCAUGAAACCUAGAGGUUGCACAUCAUGCAUUCAGGUUCCUUCCCAGUUUCUGUUUGACAGUGCAUGUCUUUGGAAAAGGGCAUGGACAGCAUAAACACACGAGGCAGGAAUUCAGAGAGAAACACAAUCUUAGUUGUACAGCAUUGGUUAUUGCAUUUUUAUAGUGUUUAUACCCAGGUGUUGCAUUUUUUCUGGUUCUCUCCUGGGACUUAUAUAUUUGAGUCUACAACAUGUUCUUUUUUGUGAUAAACAUCUUAAAUUAAAAUUAGUUCAUUUUUAAUGUAUUAAUGGUAUUCCUAAUGUGUACUGCAAAGAUGGCUGGAUGCCUGUUUUCCUUAAAUUGAAGCAUUUCCUUAAUCUGAGGUGGUUAUGGAAACUUAAGUGCAAAUUCACUUCCAUCUCGCAUACAAUCUUAUAUUUUUUACUUCAUUAACAUAAUUUAAUUUGUCACUUUUAAGAUGAAACCUUACUUGAGCUGUAAAUUAGAGAAUGGGAAACACUUGAGGGUUCCGCUGUAUGUGCUGUUUCUGUUAUGUUUAAUAUGUUGUAAGACAUUGUAGAGUUUAUCUGGAGCUGUUUAAAAGAAAUUGUAAUGUACAAAUGUGAAUAGUCACUUAUCUAUAAUAUGGGUAAGUUUUGUUUUGCCUAUAAUAGUAGAUGUUUAUAAGAAAGUGAAGGACAAUGUUUGUCAUUUCUUGCUUGCACAGGUUGCACUAUUGAAAAAUUGAGAUUGUAUAAACCUGUCCAAAAAACUACAAGAUAAUGAUCUUGUAGAUGUCAAAUAAAAGUUAUUGUACUAACAA
Messenger RNA from Taeniopygia guttata (zebra finch), 6007 nucleotides. RefSeq names its product strawberry notch homolog 1 (gene SBNO1). NCBI's taxonomy places the organism in Eukaryota, Metazoa, Chordata, Aves, Passeriformes, Estrildidae. The record is from RefSeq and is a predicted model, not a curated record. Gene Ontology annotation, cellular component: nucleus. Gene Ontology annotation, biological process: regulation of DNA-templated transcription. Gene Ontology annotation, molecular function: histone binding; chromatin DNA binding.